Galendromus occidentalis (western predatory mite) is the source of this 1729-nucleotide messenger RNA. RefSeq names its product arginine kinase. Bases 81 to 1262 code for a protein of 393 amino acids. The transcript has 7 exons. Gene Ontology annotation, biological process: phosphocreatine biosynthetic process. The record is from RefSeq and is a predicted model, not a curated record. NCBI's taxonomy places the organism in Eukaryota, Metazoa, Arthropoda, Arachnida, Mesostigmata, Phytoseiidae. Gene Ontology annotation, molecular function: creatine kinase activity.
AGAUGCGGCACGAAGCGAGCCACAAGACCGGCCGGCCGGUCUGUUGAAGUUCCUGACCUCUCAGAGUUCUCGAUAAAGCGAUGGAUAACGAAGCGCUCAAGAAGGCUGCCAUUGCGGUGCCAGCCAUCGCGGUUUUGUGCUAUGUUGCCUACCAGGGUACAAACGUCUUGCGAUGCAUUCUGCCGCGCAAGGACGUGCCUCAGGACGUGAAGGAUAAAUUGAUCGCCGGCUACCAGAAACUUCAAUCGAGUCCACAAUGCAAGUCGCUGCUCAAGAAAUACCUCACCAAGGAUGUCCUCGAGAAACUUCAGAACAGGAGCACCAACAUGGGGGCGACGCUGCUCGACGUCGUCCAGUCCGGCUUUGCCAAUCUCGACUCCGGGGUCGGAGUAUACGCUCCAGAUGCCGAAUCUUACAAGUUGUUCGCACCGUUGUUCGAUCCGAUCAUCGACGAUUACCACAACGGCUUCAAAGCCACCGACCGUCAUCCGAGAUCUGAUUUCGGUGAUCUGAGCACACUCGUCAAUUUAGAUCCCGAGGGUAAAUUCGUCAUAUCCACACGAGUGAGAUGCGGCCGGUCGCUUCAGGGAUAUCCUUUCAACCCGUGUCUCACCGAGUCGCAAUACCGAGAGAUGGAACACAAAGUAUCCUCCACUCUCAAAGGAUUGUCGGGUGAGCUCAAGGGCGUCUACCACCCGCUCACAGGGAUGAGCAAGGGCGUUCAACAGCAACUCAUCGACGAUCACUUCCUCUUCAAAGAGGGCGACAGGUUCUUGCAAGCAGCCAACGCUUGCCGCUUCUGGCCAACCGGAAGGGGCAUUUACCAUAACGAUGCGAAAACUUUCCUCGUCUGGGUGAACGAGGAGGACCAUCUUCGGAUUAUUUCCAUGCAGAUGGGCGGCGACUUGAAACAGGUCUUCGGCAGGCUUGUGAACGGAAUCAAGGCAAUCGAGGCACGCAUUCCAUUCUCAAGGGACGAUCGUUUGGGCUACCUCACAUUCUGCCCCACUAAUUUGGGCACAACCAUCCGUGCCUCCGUACAUAUUAAGCUGCCUAAGCUCGCCGCCAACCGGACGCGGCUCGAGCAGAUCGCCAGCAAGUACAACCUGCAAGUCCGAGGAACUCGAGGCGAGCACACCGAAUCGGAAGGGGGUGUUUAUGACAUUUCCAACAAGAGACGUAUGGGCCUGACGGAGUACGAGGCGGUCAAGGAAAUGCAAGACGGAAUCCUUGAGCUCAUCAAGAUGGAGAAAGCGUCUUAGGAGGAUGUGUCGGAUGCAGCUUCUGCUUUUCGUUUCGUCUGAUUAACUGCGAGCGAUCUACACAUUAGCGACUAGGUUGUUACACAAAUAUUGUUGGAACGAGCAACAAUCCGUCAUGCACAGAUUCCAUGCACGGGGCUUGAACUGUUGCUGAUUCGGCAUCGGUAUGCAACAUGUUUAUGCUAGGCAAUCAUUUCCUUUGGGCUAGCGGGACUUUUGCUUCCCGCGCGCGAAUGAGUACACUCUAGUCAAAAGGAGCAGCGAUCUACACGCUGCGACCCGUGGACACGGGACGCGCCGUUCGGACUGACUGGCGCCUGGGAGUUUACACAAGCGUAGGCACAGAAGAUACGAACAAUUUCCACAAGCUACUUUAUCGGAUAUAAGCAGAGACGAGAAAUCGAAUAUUUAUCAUGAACAUACUGCGCUUGACCACAAAAAUGUGCUGUGAAUAAAUCUCCGCGUUU